This is a messenger RNA of Penicillium longicatenatum, 1470 nucleotides long. Its product is annotated as integral membrane protein TmpA. The coding region runs from base 1 to 1470 and encodes 489 amino acids. Lineage: Eukaryota; Fungi; Ascomycota; Eurotiomycetes; Eurotiales; Aspergillaceae. The record is from RefSeq and is a predicted model, not a curated record. The transcript has a single exon. Gene Ontology annotation, biological process: conidium formation; sexual sporulation resulting in formation of a cellular spore; regulation of conidium formation.
AUGGAGUCCUAUUCUUCUCCCACAUCCAGCGAGGUAACCCUCACCAAUGGAGAAGCAGACCUUGAGAAGUACCUGUCCAAGGAGAUGGGCUCGGUCUCAACCGACUCAGGUCAUGACCAGGUUGACUUGGAGGCUCAAACGCCGCUACCCCAAAAGAAGCCGUUAGCCGGCUUGCGCUUUGCCCUCCUCACAAUCUAUCGACGACUCUUCACCCUUGUCUUUCUCGCAAAUGUAGGCGUUUUUGUGGCGGUCAUGCUUGCAGACCGCAAGCUGAUUGCCCUGGUCAACGCAACGGCCGCCAACUUGCUCGCAUGCGGGCUGGCCCGACAGCCACUAGUCGUCAACAGCAUCUUCUACCUGGUGUGCUCGAUGCCUCGGUCUGCCCCAUCUCCGUUGCGCCGAUUGGCCGCACAGGUGUACCACUAUGGUGGCGUUCACAGCGGGUGCGGAGUAGCUGCUCUAGUGUGGUACGUUGGGUUCGUUGGUGUCAUGUCACACCAGUAUUGGACGCCAUCUCCGACUAGCGCAUCGGCUGUCAGCAUUUCAGCCGCCCCCGUUGCCGUGGCUUAUAUCAUUCUCGUGCUUCUGUUGGCGAUCACCGUUGUCUCGCAUCCCACGUUCCGCACAAAGUUCCAUGAUUAUUUCGAACUGAUCCACCGUUUCUCCGGGUGGCUGGUCGUGGCCCUGUUCCUAGUGCUGCUGAUGCUGUUCGCGCAUGAAAUCAGCUCGGCCCAGAAUCAGCCCCUCGGCUAUUUUCUCAUCACCCUGCCUGCCUUCUGGUUCUUGAUCGUGACCAUUGUGGCGAUCAUUCAACCUUGGCUCAUGCUCCGCAAGGUCCCGGUGCGGGCUGAGAAGCUCUCUUCUCACGCCGUUCGGUUACACUUCGACCACACAACCACGACCUUUGGCAAGGGAACCCAGUUGUCCAAGCACCCCCUGCGUGACUGGCAUGGGUUUGCCACUUUCCCUGACCCCACCCCGCUAGGAACGCGUGGGAGGCCUAGCUUCUCCUGCUUGGUAUCCAAGGCUGGUGAUUGGACGGCUGCCACUAUCAACGAACCGCCAACGCACUUCUGGAAGCGUGGCGUUUUGAUCUAUGGCUUUGCAUAUGCCAUGCGCGUCUUCAAGCGGGUCAUCGUUGUAACCACAGGCUCGGGCAUCGGCCCCUGUCUGUCGUUCCUGGGCGAUGACAACCGACCCGCCCUGCGGGUGAUGUGGCAGGCUCGCGCCCCGCUAAAAACGUAUGGACAGGGGGUUCUAGAUCUGGUUCGCCAAAUGGAUGAGAACCCCAUCGUUUUGGACACGGACCAAACCGGUCGUGUCGACAUGGUGCCAAUCAUUGCACACCAGUUCAAGGAGUUCGACGCCGAAGCCGUGUGCGUGAUCAGUAACCCUGUGCUGACAGGGCGCAUCGUUCAUGAGCUUGAAGCGCGAGGCUUCCCAGCGUUUGGCCCGAUUUUCGAUUCUUGA